CAGGUUGAAUAUGUACCACGGGACUCGUACUGCAGUGUGUCCCAUCCCAUAGCCAUCUGCUGUGUGGAUCAGGUCUUUGGCAACGAAAUUCCAGUGAGAGUGAUUGAAUCCGCAUAGAAGAGGAAAAAAUGAAUCUGCAUAAAUUGAGUAAACGACAUUCAAUACAUUCGAUGCAGCAGCAGCAGGCGCAACAGCCAGGCCGACAACCGCCGGAUGAGCCUGGGGCGAAAGCACUGGAUGCUGGCGCCGGAGCUUCCGGGGCAUCCGGGGCUGCCGGUGGAGCUUCCAAGCAGCGCAAGAAGGGGAAGUUUAGGCUCAAGGAACGCUCCAGCUCGUCGGUGCGGGAACGCUUCGUCAACGACCCGGCCUACACGGAGGACGUGCGCCAUCUGGCGCUUCCGAUGCGCCGGAACAGCGGCCCGGAAAACGUGGACCACCAGUCGUCGUCGGGUCGCAAGUUCUACACGAUUCCCAAGAAGAAAUCCAACUCGGUGGGGAAGGAUUAUCUGCGCGGGUCGGGGUACAGUGUGGACGCGGCCGAUGUCGGGCGGGAUCCUGGCGUGGCGCAUAAUGUUCAGGUUAAGGUGCGGAGAAAAAAGUAUAAUUACCAUAAUAGUUCGGAGAUGUUGCGGUUCAAUGCGGAUGAGGAGUCUAGCAGUUCGGAUAAUGUGAGGGGGGCGGCGCCGGGGAGGAGUUCAACGCUGGAUCGGCGUGGAAGGAGUUUGGAUCGGAGGAGUGGCGGGGGAGAGGCUGGGUGGUUUGAGGAGGAAGGCGGGAAGAAUCGAAAUUUGAUCAGGAGACAGAAUGCUGCGGAAGGGGAGGGUGAUGAUGGGGAGGGGGAGAUGGGAGAGGAAGAGAAGGAUGGUAGAAGUAAGUUUCAAAUUGGAAAGCGAUUUCUGAAAGGGGAAAUCGGGAUUAAGAGCUUCAAUUAUUAUUUGCUGAAGGAGGGGUUGAAAACUUCCAAGAAGAAUUUGUUGAAACAACGUUCGGCGCCUGCGGAAGGAAUUGGGGCUGUUGGGGGAGCAAGUUUGUCCAGAAGCGAAGAGAACAUUUACGAGGAGAUUUAUUUCGAAGAGAAGCCAAACGAUCCGAGCGACGAGAAAAUUCAGUUUAUUGAUUGCGAAUUGUGUGUCCAGCAGUGCAAUAACAGUAACUGCGAAGCGUGUCAUAGCCAUGUUUCGAAACAUAAACUACACGAGCACAACCAUCAUCAGCAGAAGCAAUCGGAGAAGCAGAACAUUUACGAACAAUUGAAACAAGUGCCACCGCCUCAAGGGCCGGUUUCUGGUCUGCCACAGUAUAAGGCAGCGGUGAAAUCGUUGGACAUUGAUGAUUUGAACAUGUACCACUCGUCGUCCUCUACGUACGGUACGGCAGCGAGCAAUGUUCUCCAGUACCAGUCGUACAAUCCCAAUAAUCCCAAUGUUUUCAAAUUGGAAACAACACCAGUUGCAUUCGGUUGUGAGUAUAAUCCCAUCCAGCAGGUCUAUUACAAGGCGCAGUAUGGAACGCUGCCCGGGGCGGCGAGUAUGUCGGGUCAACAACGCCAAAGCAUCUAUCAACAACCGCAAAAUCUAAUUUCGACUAACUCGGGCUUUUACCAGCAGAUUAGUAGGAAGAAAUCUUCUUCCUCAUCGGAUUCUCUGCAAGCCCGGAUGCAACGUGAACUCUACCAGCAAGCGAGCUUGUACUACUAUCAGCGUGAGGCUGCUGCAGUUCAAAACGCCCAACCGCAAGAUCCGCAAAUCUACAAAACAAGCUCUAAUGCAUCCAUUCUAAGCGAGACGUCAGCUCGAAGUGAGAAUUCCCUGAAGCAACCACGCACCGGUAACAUGUCCGACUCAUCCCUCGGUGACUCGUUGUUCUCGUAUCCGGCCAAUCGGCGCUAUUUUGGCAGUUCCGAAAGUUGUCGCUUCGCUUCCGAGUGUCGGCGCUGUAGUCUUGACGUAGACAAAUGUAGCUUCUCGGACACUUGCCGGUAUGACUGUCGAAACUGUGACUGCUCCUCGAGCUAUUUCUCGUCCGAUUUCGACGACACCGGCACCGGCAGGAAGAGCCACUCUCGCCAAUCCGGGAACAAUUUGGUGCAGGAUAAUUAUAACAUUCCCGCCUAUGCGGAGGACUUCAUGAAGCACGUCAGCAACGUGAAACGGAACCAGUUGGGAUCAUCUCCCUAUCCGCAACAUCCGCAGCAAAAACAGACAGCGAGCGGAAAGAUUUAUGAAACCCCUACCACGUAUGCCGGGAUUACAAAGAAAACCCCCUCCCAUCGAGAGCAUACGUACGAAACAUUGAAAUCCAAUCCGUACGGCAGCACCGGCAUCCGAGCAACUCACAAAUACGACGAAAACACCAAACUGUCAAUCAGUCAAAGUCACGAGCUGUUGUUGUCCCCUUCCCGGAACAAGUUCCCCAUCGAAGGGCGUCAUUCGCCACGCUUCGGCCCUAAAUCCUCCAACACCCUCCCGACCUCCAUCCCAACCAAAGCAAAAAGCACCGACUUUGGCCUACCCUCCCUCGACACCCUCCCGAAACCCUUCACAUCCACCGGACCACCUCGGGCGACUUUGUCAAACUUGAAUCACGACUACGCAGAAAUCACCCAACUACCAUCCUCGAGCAAACCACAGCCACCGAAAGAUCCAAAGCAAACACCACCUCCUCCGCUACCCCCCGCCGCAACCCACCCGAAACGCUCCACCGUGAAAUACACCGCUCCCCAACCUCCGAAAGCCACCACUACGCAACCCGUACCGUCAACCACCGCUCGUCGUCAAGCACCCCCAAUCCCGACAAACCCCCCUCUCGACCCCGCUGCAACUUCCGCCGACGCCAGAGAUAAAUCCCUGCCGCGGCGUGACAGGGCCGAGUUCGAACGGAGCAAACGAGGUGCGGCCGCUGCCGUUGCUGCCACCAUACAGGACCUGGUAGCACCGACCCUCACUCCCACACAUUCCAAGCGGAAACAGGACUCCGCUGCUGCUGGUCAACAGCAACAGCAAUCAGCAGCAGCAGCCCCGCCGAAGAAGGAGGUGAAGAAAAAGAUGCAGCAGCAACAGGCCAAGUCGAAGGAGCAGGAGGACGACGACGACGAUGGCAAUUUUACCGACGACGAGGACGAUGAGGUGUUUCUCAGUGAUAAGGUGGCUGUUGGCUACGAGAAGCCCAAAUAUGGAAGCGGCCGGAAGCAGCAACAGCAGCAGAAUCCAACUCCAAAAGAGCAAGCCACAACAAACAAAACCCCCCUCGCCAUGGCUCCAACAGCUGCUGCCGCCACCACACCAGGUCAAGCGGUAACCGGUUCCAAUUUCACCACCCAACCACCGCCACCACCAUCAUCAUCACUAUCGUCAUCAUCGUCAUCGACAGCCCCAGCGUCGUCGGCCCCCCAAGCGACGCCCGCCAACGCCAUCACAACUACAACGUCGACGUCGCUGGCAGCAUCCAAGUCCAGAUCAAAACACAGAGAGCAUCAACCCGAAUCCGGUGGUCCAGCGUCCAAGCGGCAGCACUCAAACGAAAGCGAGAGUUUGCGCAGUUCCCAAGCAACAACCCUCGACGACGACGACGAAGACGCCGCUGCCGCGGCCGAGAGCGCGAGUGACAUGGUGAGAAAGAGUGACGAACCCCGUGUCGUCGGCGUCGGAUGGGGCUCUGCUGGGGAGCAUGGCGUCGCCGGCAUCACCGAGGCGACGUCCUCUCAGAGGAUCAAAACAAAAUCGUCACCCGAAGCACUCAGUACCGAUCUUGCCGUCUCAGGUGAAGCGUCGGAGCUAGUUUCGUCGGGUCGCCUGGCAGCUUCAGCAGCAGCAGGUUGUUCGAACAGCAAAAGUGAAGCCGCGAAAACCAUCACCACAUCCCAAUUGAAGGCGGAAAGCGAAGAAACGACCCAGCGGGUACACCCUUCCUUACUCAUUCAGUUACCCCCUUCGGUUGAAGUUCAAUUUUUUUUAUCUUCUUUCUCGUGGUCCAAAAAUUUUACGCGGAAUAAAGUGAUAAACGAGGUGUUCAAGUGGCGAAAACCGAUUCCGAUUCAUCAUCAUCAGCAGCAUCUGUAUAUCGGAAAUAGCAACAACAACAGUAGCAACGGGCAGCAGUGGUCAGCAGGGAGUGAGUGGAGCACGCGAAACUUGCGCAGUUUUGAAGGAAAGCAAAAGUGUGGCAGAGCAAUUCCGGCCAGCCAGUGCAGCAGCAGCGAAGUGGGUGUGUGUGGCACAUUAAGGCUUUUUACGGCAUCAUCAGCAUCGGCAGCCAUGUUGGAUAUGAGCCUCAAAAUUUCAAAGUGAUAAUUCUCUGCCACCAAAGCGAAUAUUCGUAUGAAAAAGUAUCAUCCCAUAUGCUCACUCGCAGUGAUUGCGAUGAUACUUUUUCUGCUGCGUUGCUGCAGAAUUGACAGUUUUUUAUCACUUCAAAAAUGCGAGGCAAACAAUCAUUGAAAAGCAAAAAGUCAAUGAUUCGUUUGAAAACUUAGUGAUGCAGUAAGACACCUUAAGAGA
Messenger RNA from Aedes albopictus (Asian tiger mosquito), 4496 nucleotides. RefSeq lists its product as uncharacterized. The record is from RefSeq and is a predicted model, not a curated record. The transcript is spliced from 4 exons. NCBI's taxonomy places the organism in Eukaryota, Metazoa, Arthropoda, Insecta, Diptera, Culicidae. Bases 129 to 4286 code for a protein of 1385 amino acids.